GCCUCCCUCCUGCCUCCUCAACUAAGCCUGAAGCUGGGGUCACAGGAUCAGCAGGGGCUCCAGGAGCUGUCCUGUGACUGAUCACAGCCACAGAGCUCCUUCUACCCCCGAGAGCCUCCCCACAAGCACACACGUGAACAGGUCUCCAUAGAUAGCACAGACACAUACAGCUGCCCGAGACUUGGCCUUAACCGAGGGGGCACUGUCAGAGGUAUUAAUCUCAGGGGCACCUUCAGGAUACCCCUCCCCUCAGGUAUCCAGGGCUGAGGCCUUGAAUGCUCCCUUCCAGAAUGAGGGCCCUGUCCUACCAGGACCCCCAGUUGGUUAGGAACACACCUGUCUUCCUGUCUGCCUCCACUCUGCCAUCGAGAGAAUACCAGCCAUUCCAAGUACCCACAAGCCUUGCCAAGUGACCCUGCUAGCACCCCUCCAUCCAAGACAAUCCCUAUGGGACAGGGCUGACUUAUGGGGGCCCCUCUCAGCCACAUGUCCCAUGCCAGUUCCAGUCCCAUCAGGCAAGUCAGCCCUCCCUCAGGCACUGAUGCAUGGCCAGCCAGGACUCAUGGCAUAAUGAAAAGGACCAGGUCAGGGGGCGAGACGAGUCUGCCCUGGGAUAGCCCUUAGGAGGUCAUAUGUAAAGGUAGGAGCUGGAGUCCCUGGAGCCUAAGCGUGAAAGUGUGUGCAUGUUGUGAGUGUGUGUGGCUGUGGUGGGGGGAGGGCUUACAAGCCUGGAGAGGCUGGUGGGACCACCAGGAGUCUUCCUGGAAGAGGGAAGUCCUGGGUAACAGUGAGAGAGAGGCACAGGCUCUCUAGGAGCCAGGGGAGGCAGGCUGAAGAGAGGCCCAGGUGUCCCUGUCUGAGCCUAUGCUACUGGACACCCUCCCCCCACCCAGCACCCGCCCCCCUUCAAGGAUCCUCCCUGCGGCUCCCUGUGGCCAGCAGCUCUGCAGCACUCGGCUCUUCUCCACUCUGCUCAGCUCCGCUCCAGGAAGGCCACCUCCUCCUCCCCCUCCUCCUCCCGCUGUCACCACUCACCGCUCAUAACCUCAAGGGGGUGGGGACCCCAGGGCUGGACACACCCCACCGUGGCCCCAGAGCUCAGCCGGUCGGACGGACGGACAGUUGGACACCGGACCCCAGAGCCUGAGGUGGGCAGUGUGCCAGGGUCCCUUGCGGCCUCCUCAAGCCCUGUCCAGGCUAUGGGCAUCAAGACAGCAUUGCCUGUGGCUGAGCUGGGCCUCUACUCUCUGGUGCUGAGUGGGGCCCUGGCCUAUGCUGGCCGGGGCCUCCUUGAGGCUUCACAAGAUGGGGCCCACAGGAAGGCCUUCCGGGAGUCUGUGCGACCUGGCUGGGAGUACAUUGGCCGGAAGAUGGAUGUGGCUGACUUCGAGUGGGUGAUGUGGUUCACCUCCUUUCGCAACGUCAUCAUCUUUGCCCUCUCCGGACAUGUGCUGUUUGCUAAACUCUGCACCAUGGUUGCCCCACAGCUCCGCUCCUGGAUGUAUGCUGUGUAUGGGGCCCUGGCUGUGAUGGGCACAAUGGGCCCUUGGUACCUGCUGCUGCUGCUUGGUCACUGUGUGGGCCUCUAUGUGGCCUCGCUCUUGGGCCAGCCCUGGCUCUGUCUUGGCCUUGGCUUGGCCAGCCUGGCCUCCUUCAAGAUGGACCCCCUAAUCUCUUGGCAGAGUGGGUUUGUAGCAGGCACUUUUGAUCUUCAAGAGGUGCUGUUUCAUGGGGGCAGCAGCUUCACAGUGCUGCGUUGCACGAGCUUUGCACUGGAGAGCUGUGCCCACCCUGACCGCCACUACUCCUUAGCUGACCUGCUCAAGUACAACUUCUACCUGCCCUUCUUCUUCUUCGGGCCCAUCAUGACCUUUGAUCGCUUCCAUGCUCAGGUGAGCCAGGUGGAGCCAGUGAGACGCGAGGGUGAGCUGUGGCACAUCCGAGCCCAGGCAGGCCUAAGCGUGGUGGCCAUCAUGGCCGUCGACAUUUUCUUUCACUUCUUCUACAUCCUCACCAUCCCCAGUGACCUCAAGUUCGCCAACCGCCUCCCAGACAGUGCCCUCGCUGGCCUAGCCUAUUCAAACCUGGUGUAUGACUGGGUGAAGGCGGCCGUCCUCUUUGGUGUUGUCAACACUGUGGCGUGCCUCGACCACCUGGACCCACCCCAGCCUCCCAAGUGCAUCACCACGCUCUACGUCUUCGCGGAAACGCACUUUGACCGUGGCAUCAACGACUGGCUUUGCAAGCAUUGUUCUAGGCACUGGGGAUACAGCAGUGAACAUGGCAAAGACCUGAACUCAUGGAGCUUACAGUCUAGUGGGGAGAUACAGACCAUAAACAGAUAUGUGUAUAACCACAUUGGUGGGGAGCAUUCCGCCGUGAUCCCAGAGCUGGCGGCCACAGUGGCCACAUUUGCCAUCACCACUCUGUGGCUUGGGCCUUGUGACAUUGUCUACCUGUGGUCAUUCCUUAACUGCUUUGGCCUCAACUUUGAGCUCUGGGUGCAAAAACUGGCAGAGUGGGGGCCCCUAGCACGAAUUGAGGCCUCUCUGUCAGUGCAGAUGUCCCGUAGGGUCCGGGCCCUGUUUGGAGCCAUGAACUUCUGGGCCAUCAUCAUGUACAACCUUGUGAGCCUGAACAGCCUCGAAUUCACAGUGCUGGUUGCCCGGCGCCUGCUACUCACAGGGUUCCCCCAGACCACGCUGGCCAUCCUGUUUGUCACCUACUGUGGCGUCCAGCUGGUAAAGGAGCGUGAGCGAACCUUGGCACUGGAGGAGGAGCAGAAGCAGGACAAAGAGAAGCCAGAGUAGGAGGGAGUGGGUAGAGAGAUGGGCUCUCCUCAGCUAUUCUUGGGCCAGAUGGGGCCUGACCGAUAGAAUAAAAGACUUUUCUACAACAG
This is a messenger RNA of Symphalangus syndactylus (siamang), 2899 nucleotides long. RefSeq names its product hedgehog acyltransferase like (gene HHATL). Lineage: Eukaryota; Metazoa; Chordata; Mammalia; Primates; Hylobatidae. Gene Ontology annotation, biological process: negative regulation of N-terminal protein palmitoylation. The record is from RefSeq and is a predicted model, not a curated record. Gene Ontology annotation, cellular component: endoplasmic reticulum. Gene Ontology annotation, molecular function: acyltransferase activity.